AUGAAUGAUGCUAUAUCGUUAUCGUCGACUUUCGUUUUCUCUUCUAACGACAUAAUUCAUCGAGCUAUCCCCACUAGCUGCAAAAAUAGAUUUAUGGAAUCAACAUUAGAAUGGGAGAAAAUAGUACUCGAUGCUAUUGAAACUCGUCGAUUGCGUAUGAUUGAACGUGGAUAUUAUAUCAAACAAUAUCGUCUGGCACCACAACAAAAGAGCGAUGAUAAUCUACAGCAAUCAAUAGGCUUCAGUGGCUGA
Molecule: messenger RNA, 252 nt
Organism: Adineta ricciae
Lineage: Eukaryota; Metazoa; Rotifera; Eurotatoria; Adinetida; Adinetidae
Source: the annotation of a GenBank genome assembly